AUGCAAAUAUUUUUAUUUUUUGAACUUGCAUGGCUGACCGUGGCUUCAGUUACCUCUGGCCCAGUAUUUCAUAGACUUUUUGGUGAUUUAUUAGCAUCGCCACAACAUUAUUCAGUUAACUUCAAUCCAUGUUUAUAUCCCGUUCCAUCAAUUGACUACGAAAGUUAUAACGCUGGUGGUUACCAACAUCAACGCUCAGUGCAACAGAGCCACUCUGAACAUGGGAGGUCCUAUAAGGACAUAUGCCGCAUAGUGAAUACGAAUGCAUUCACAAAUCCGGGAAAUGUACCAAAGUGUCCAUAUUAAUAUUGGAUGGAUAGUUUAAAGA
Rhagoletis pomonella (apple maggot) is the source of this 328-nucleotide messenger RNA. RefSeq lists its product as uncharacterized. NCBI's taxonomy places the organism in Eukaryota, Metazoa, Arthropoda, Insecta, Diptera, Tephritidae. The coding region runs from base 1 to 306 and encodes 101 amino acids. The transcript has a single exon. The record is from RefSeq and is a predicted model, not a curated record.